AUGGGGCGGGAUGUGUUUUCUGAUGGCCAAAGGUUCCUCUACACGCUGAAACCUUUAGAUAAUAAUAAAUUCCCUAAUGACAGUCCCAUUACACUGGCCUUACCGGAGACUGAGGGAGAAAAUGUGAAGCUUAGAUAUAUAAUCAAAUAUGUCGGAACCAUAUCGGCUCAGCCUAUAUUGGAUUACCUGACAAAGGGCCCAGCAAGAACAGAUCAACUUCCCCAAGAUGCCAUCAAUAUGCUCGAUAAUUUAUUGAGGUGGAUAAAUAAGGAUCAAUAUACUCUGAUCAAAAGUGGUCUAUAUAGCGGUAGUGAGCGUAAACCAUUAUUCGUUGUAUUCAAGGGUUUCUCAGUAAGUGCUCGUCCACAAUGGAAACUAAGGCUCAAUGCAGAUUUGACCUUCAAGGCCUUUUUCCCCUCUGGUAAUCUCGCCGAUGUGAUAUAUAGUAUGAAAGGGAAUGAUAUGUACGAUAUUACUGGGAGGAAUUAUUCGAAGCGUCUCAAAGUGUAUGGCUUAUCGCCUAGAAGUGCUCAAGAACAGAUAAUUGAGGAUGCGGGAAUCUCAAUCGCAGCGUACUUCCAAAACAAAUACAACAUUAGAUUAGAAUAUCCCGAACUUCCUUGCGUGAAGACCAAAAAGGACAAGGACGAGUUUAUACCGAUGGAACUCUUGGAAAUUAUGCCUUUCCAAGCUCCAAAUCUAGAACUAAGUGUAAUGGCUCCCGACAUGGUGCGUAUUGCGGCAGUGAAACCCGAUCAACGUUUCAGAGAAAUUAAAGAUUUUAUCAGGACCGCUAUUAGGUGCGUAAAAUUACUAUAA
Molecule: messenger RNA, 819 nt
Organism: Rodentolepis nana
Lineage: Eukaryota; Metazoa; Platyhelminthes; Cestoda; Cyclophyllidea; Hymenolepididae
Source: the annotation of a GenBank genome assembly